UGUCUUUUCCUCACUAAAUUCUAAUGCGAAGGUUUUCCUAAAAUACGGGAGUAUCGCAUAUUGUAUAUUUAUGUUAUGACCACUGGUUUUGAUAAUACCCUCUUUGUUUCUCAAAAGUAAUUAUUUCGUUAAGUAGAUUGGCUUUUAACACUACGAUUCAGCCGCCGUUGCUAUGGAGAAGAAGCCAGGAGCCUCGUCGACGCCUCCCACUUCGUAACGCUUAGUUUACCGUUUCCAUGGUGACAUUGUUAAAUACCUCUCUCGUCUCUGAUAUCGCUGUCGACAGGGGAAAUUACGAUUAAAUAAAAUGAGUGUAUCUCCGACUCAUACAAUUCCCAAGAAAAAUUACGCUAACAAAGUUGUCAGGCGGCAACGGGUUUAUGACUACUUGUAUGAUCCAGUCUACACCGUGUCCUCGGAGCCAGACCAUGCCAGGUCAAACCUCAAGGCCUAUGCGUCUAAGGAUCGAGUAAGAAAAGUGCCUGAGUUUGGGUCUAUGUUCAGUAACCUGUCCCACCAUCCACGAUAUACUGUUCAAAUCGACCCUGCAGACCCAGUACCAGCCUCCAUUGAUCGUCGUUGGCGGGGCCACACCGAACAUCGCAAAGAGGCACUGCAGCAGCUGGCUGGGGUUAUACCUAACCACACACAGUCAUGGUUGAAAAGGGAGGAGUGCCACGUGACUGGAGCUGAUCGCUGGAAAUACUUUAAACGCCCUCUGAUUCCCUUUGCACAGCAGCUUCCCCCAGACGUGAUUUUUGCUUUGCCAAGAGAAGAUUUUGUAUCCAUUGGUGGAAACAAUGCAGAACAACAGCCCACCCACUUCACUGUUGGGGUUCAGACAGACUACAGAGAGAGCGAGGCACAGACAGACCCGUACAGCCCUGAAUAUGUGGUACAACCUGGGACCAGUCCGUCUGAACUCCUGCAACUGGCAGCUUUGACUUGGGGUCGUGGUCUGCCUGCAGGCCUGGCAGAAGUGGAAAUGAUACAGCGGGCACGUGCCAAACGAGCUUGGGAAGCCACCCUUCCUCCAUUGGAUGACCUUAGUCAGCUGGACAAAAGGAGACGCAUGAUGGAGGAGAUGGAGGCCAAAGAGUGGGCUUUCAGAGAUGGAGAAAUUCAGAAGUUACAAGAGGCUCGUCUUGCAGUACUGAAAGACCUCUUGAGGCAAAGAGAUGAGGCCCAGAAUGAAGUUACAAGCAGGAGACUGAACCAGAUCUAUUCUAAGCACCAAAAAAACAAGGACACCAAGCUACAAAAGAUUCACAGUGACUACAGCAGGUCACUGAGAAAACUGGAAGCUCAGAGGAGAAAUGUGGAGAGGAUGCUAGAUCAUCGAGGCACUGUCAGAGACUACACAGAUCCUAAGAUACAUGCCCCUUGGACCCGCAGGGUUACGUUCACCAACACCCACAACAAUGAGUUAAAAAGCCGCUACUUAGACACAUAUGAAGGCUUGCUAAAGCUAGAGACAGGACUCUGUGCCUCAGUCCUCAAGCCACAAGUGAAAAGAUUCAAAUCCAAACCUAAAGUCAACAAAGAUGCGAUCAAGCCCUCUGUGAGCAGAGAGGUAGAGCUGAUGAAGACAUACAAGGCGCUGAGGGAGGAGGAGAAGAAGCAAAUGACAGAGAAGUCCUUGCGUUUUCUUGUCAAGAAGGAGAAGCCUGUUCCUCGUCCUGUCACUCCAAGAGUGGAGGAGCCACCAGAGGGGGAUGAGGAGAUAGAGCUUGCAGUCAUCCACUUGCAGAAACUACUGAGAGGGAGAAGUAUCCAAUAUGAGAUGUUUAAGGGCAAAGAGAACCAUCUGGAUCUAAUCCAGGAACUAAGGACUGUCCACGCCCUGCAGAGGGAAGAACAGGAGCUACAAAAAGCUGACAAAGGGCUUGUAAUGACCCUGAAAAAACAGAGAGAAAAACAUCUACACAAGACCUCUCAAAGGGACGCGUCUCAGGCCAGAGUGGUAGGUGCAGAGCUUGAACACCUGUUCUACACCUUGUCCAAGGAGAUGAUUCAUCUCCAGGAGGAGCGUAGGAUCCAUGCUUUUACACUGCUGGCUGAGAGAGACCGUCGUCUACGAGAGGCUGAGGAGAGUGGAAGGAGACAGGUGGAGGAGCGCAGACGCAGAGAAGAAGAUGAGAUCUUUAGACAAGUGGUACAGGUACACCAGCAAACUGUGGAUUUGUAUUUGGAAGACAUUAUCUUAGGGACCUUGGAGCAGACAGCUGACCAGCAGGCCAGAGAGGAGAUCCACAGGAGGGCAAAGGAGGUCAAUGACAUCGCCUAUGCCAUGGAGGAAAGCCGGAGCAAACUUCAGUCAGAAGAGAUUGUGUCAGAGUUGGUGUACAGUUUCCUUAUCCCAGAGAUCGAGAAAAUCAGUGUCAGACAAAGAGUUCGCCAGAAGCAGCAUAGACACUUGCAGGCGGCUCAGAGUAUCAUUCAGAGGACUGCAGAGCAUUGUGGGACCAUUCCAAGGACUCUGGGCGCCUCACAGUCAACCUCUCCCUCUGAAAGAGCCUCCAACCAAGUCCUGGAGGAGAUGAUGAGAAAAGUGGAGCACGAGAAGGAAGCAGAGCAACCCCCUACUCAAACCAAGUAGAGAACUAAACAUAUCAGUGUACUGAGAUGCAGUCUGAUGUGUGAAUUUGAUGUUCAUUCAUAUCAUUAAACCAUAAGUUUCCUAAGC
Scatophagus argus is the source of this 2686-nucleotide messenger RNA. RefSeq names its product cilia and flagella associated protein 91 (gene cfap91). Lineage: Eukaryota; Metazoa; Chordata; Actinopteri; Scatophagidae. The transcript is spliced from 17 exons. The record is from RefSeq and is a predicted model, not a curated record. The coding region runs from base 308 to 2599 and encodes 763 amino acids.